Messenger RNA from Glarea lozoyensis ATCC 20868, 309 nucleotides. RefSeq lists its product as uncharacterized. The record is from RefSeq and is a predicted model, not a curated record. The transcript has a single exon. Lineage: Eukaryota; Fungi; Ascomycota; Leotiomycetes; Helotiales; Helotiaceae. Bases 1 to 309 code for a protein of 102 amino acids.
AUGGAUGGGAAGGUUGUUAAGAGGCAGGAUACUCCUAUGCCGGAAGAUUCGCCAUCGCCAAAUAUCAAAGCCGAACCCUCGUCCCCGGACUUGAGGGCGCUGAAUCAGCUUCAGAAUAUCAUCGAGCUUUCGAGGGAGAUGGAGGGUUUUAAUCUCAUCCCGCUUCCUGGAGACGAGUUUAAGCUUGAUACGUCGGUCAAAAAGAUGUGUCCGACUCAUGGUGUAGAAAUCAAGGGGGAGUCGGAUGUUAGUAUUUUCGAGGAUCCUUCCGCUUCUGGACCAGCUUACAAAAAGACGAGAUGUAAAUGA